This is a messenger RNA of Dendronephthya gigantea, 6474 nucleotides long. RefSeq names its product myoferlin-like. The transcript is spliced from 59 exons. Gene Ontology annotation, cellular component: membrane. Lineage: Eukaryota; Metazoa; Cnidaria; Anthozoa; Malacalcyonacea; Nephtheidae. The record is from RefSeq and is a predicted model, not a curated record. Bases 83 to 6187 code for a protein of 2034 amino acids. Gene Ontology annotation, biological process: plasma membrane organization.
AAGAGCUAUUUCUCGAAUGGGUGUGUGGUGAAUAAUCUUACUGAUACACGAGCAAUCUUCGCUGUUCGAAUCGGCCUGGAAGAUGUCGGAGUACAUGCUAUACGCCACCGACAUUUCGGCAACGAAUUUGCCGAACGUCGAACGAUUUGGAAAGAGCGAUCCACUCUGUGUUAUAGAGUUUCAAGGCACCAAGGGAAAAACUGAGGUGAUUGACGACGAGCUGAAUCCAGUAUGGAAAGAGAAAAUUGAGAUAGAUCUUCAAGGGAAGCCAUUAUCUUCAUCAGACAGUCUGACAAUCAAAGUGUUUGACCACGAGAAAAUUGGAUCAAAUAAACUUCUUGGACAGUGUACAGUGAAGUUGAAAGACUGCGUGAAAACAAAGACUCAACAAGUCACUCAGAAAUUGCAAGAUGCCAAAGGGCAACCCUCCGAGGCGCAAAUUAGCUGCAAGUUGAACUACAAAUGCCCAGAGGAAAAGCCUGCGCCGUCCGCUGGCGGUGGGUCAGCGGAAGAAGGUGAAGAGGAAGGUGACGAAGGCGACGAAGGGGAUGAGGGUGAUGAAGGUGAUGAAGGUGAAGGAGGCGAGCCUGGCGCUCCUGGGGCGAAAAGGAAACGAAGGAAAAAGAGAAAGAGAAAAGGCCACGAUUUGCCGAACAAGCCAACGGACUUCCAGAUUCGUAUCAAGGUGGUUGAAGGUCGUCAGUUAUCAGGCGGAAAUAUCAAUCCGGUUGUAAGAGUGACUGUCGGUGAUCAAGUAAAACAAACCAGAGUUAAAAAGUCGACGAACAGACCUUAUUACAAUCAGACAUUCUACUACAACUUUGGGAACAUUACACCGGACGAACUCUUUGAUAAGAUCGUGAAAUUUGAGGUUUUUAACUCUCGAACUCUCAGAUCCGAUGCUUUAAUUGGAUUCUUCAAGUGUGAUGUUGGUCUGAUUUACGAAGGCAAAGAUCAUGCGUUGCUCAGAAAAUGGAUUCUUCUCACCCAACCAGAGCAACCAGAAGCCGAUGCUCAAGCGCCUCCAGACGAAGAAGGCACAAAACAGGAAACCACAUCACUCGGCGGAUCUCCUGCUGGAUACGUCAAAACAUCGAUGGUUUGUAUUGCGCCUGGACAAGAUCCUCCGUCUCUUGAUGAAAGCACAAAAGAUGACACAGCCGAAGACAUCGAGUCCAACCUACUGCAGCCUGCCGGAGUCCAACUGCGACCAGCCGUGUUCAGACUGAAAAUUUUCCAUGCUGAAGAAUUACCACAAAUGGACACAUCAAUUGGAGAAAGUGUUAAGAAGUUCUUUGGCUUUGGAAAGGAUGCAAAAAUGAUGGUGGAUCCGUACGCUAAAUUCUCAUUUGCUGGAAAAUCGGCACAAACGGACAUCGAGACGGAAACAGACAACCCAAUAUUUAACACCGUCUUGAGUGUCCCAUUCCAGUUCCCGUCAAUGUGUGAGAAAUUGAAAGUACAAUGUUAUGAUUGGGAUCGUAUAACGGGAGACGACAUCAUUGCGACAGCCUUCAUUCACAUGUCUGAAAUCUCUGGUCAAGGAGAGGAAGGGUUCCUUCCUGUUUACGGCCCAUGUUUUCUCAACAUGUAUGGCUCUCUUCGUGAAUUCAGCGAACUUGGCGAUGAAUACGAAGACUUGAACAAAGGAAUCGGUGAAGGUGUUUGUUAUCGUGGACGUGUUUUGGUACAGCUUGAAACCCAGUUGGACGCUGAAAUCGAAGAUGAGGUGGCAGAGAUCCCUCAAGAAGAUGUCGCACUUGUUCAACCUUUCUUACGACGACGCAAAUACAAGCUUUAUGCUUGCUUUAUGGAAGCCACAAUGAUCGCCAUUGAUGACUCGCCUGUCGAGUUUGAAGUCAGCGUUGGAAACUACGGUAACAAGCUCGAUCGUUCUGUGGAGCCAUCUUGUUCCACAACUCCACCAACCAAUCCUGUUUUCGAUGGCGAGUUCUAUUAUUAUUUGCCGUGGGGAAACGCGAAACCAUGUGUCAACGUUGAAUCCCAUUGGGAGGACAUCGCGUUCCGUUUAAAUCCUUUGAACGCGCUGAAGAAAGUUGUGGCUAGAUUGGAAGCCAAUGUGGAGAAGGUUAAUAUUAGUGUCCAGUCGAAAGCACCAACAGCCGAAACUGCCACAAUUCUUAUCGCUUUGCUUGACCAACUCAUCAAAGAUUGCAACACUCCAUUACCUCAGUUUGAUCUGAGCAUGAUGGGUGUCACUCGAUUGGACAUGAAGAACCAAGAAAUCCGUAUUGAUGAAAUGGCUGCCAUCGCUGAAGAAGCAACAAAACUCCGAGAAUGUGCCACGGACGUACAAGAGGCUUUGAGUGAAAUACAAUCUUACCUUACACGUUUGAAGGACGUCGCUGUGGAGCCUCAAAACAGCAUGCCUGAUAUCGUUAUUUGGAUGAUAAGUGGAAGCGAUCGUGUCGCCUAUUACAGAAUUCCUGCCUACGAUUUGCUGUUUAACAACAAUCCAGAGUAUUCUGGACAGUUCUGUAAAAAAGUUCUUGAUCUUGAGCUGAAGUAUCCUGGCAAGAAAGGACGUAAUACAAAGGAUCAUCCCGAGUUACCUGCAUUGGUUCGUUGUAUCUUGUGGUUUGGCUUGGACUCUGACUCUCAGGAUUGGACGGGUGUUCACGAUGAAGGAUCAUUCACCGUUUUUGCCGAGACGUAUGAAAAUCAACAAAAUGUUCUCAGCAAAUGGACCAGCAAGGCUCUGAUGCGACCCAAGUUUUCUGACUCAAAAGGCGAUUUCAAACUACCAAAAGACAAAUUCAUUCCUCCGGAUGGAUGGGGCUGGGACGGAGACUGGUUCUUGAAUCCAGAACUCAGCACAAACGUUAGCAAAGAUGCUGGUCGCAAGGUCUUCCUCGAAGACACGUUUGAAUGUGAGGAUAGAAAUAUUCCUGGCGGAGCAUGGGCACCAGCCAAAGUUCCUUGGCAAGAAAUAAAUGGAGAUGCUUGUAUCGACUUACAAGGUGAAGCGAUCAAAUCGCGUGAACAACUCGGUGCUCCGAACGGCUGGGAAUGGACCCAAGAUUGGGUGGUUGACAGCAACAGAGCAGUGGACGAAAACGGUUGGGAAUACACCAUUGAUUCUUCGUGGACUGGUUUUGGUCCAGUGGAGAAAACGUAUCAUCUUUGUAGGAGAAGACGCUGGGUUCGUGAGAGAAAGUUGGUAACAGAUCUGCGAAAAGUUGAAGCAGAGAAGGCUCGUGCAGCUCAACUUGCUGCCGAGGGCUGGGAAUAUGCCAAAGUAUUCACUGCAAAAUUCCACGUCAAAGAACGAACUAUGGACUUGGUGCGAAGACGCCGUUGGCACAGAAAAUUGGUUCAGAAAAGCGACGUUGCUGCUGCUCCUGUUUUCAAGAUGGACGUUGGCGAUAAAGAAGAUGAAUCCGAAAACACGAUGAAUUCUCCGCGAAUGUUCCUGACUUACGAUAAACCUCAUCAGUAUCAGCUCCGCGUGUACAUCUAUCAAGCACGUGAUCUUGUUCCUUCGGACCAAGAUGGAUAUUCAGAUCCAUAUGUCAGAGUCGUCUUUGGCAACGUUUGUCAAACCACGGAGCCGUUGGAAAAGACUUUAUGCCCCACUUGGGACCAAACUCUGAUAUUCGAAAAUGUUGGCAUCCAUGGAUCUGUCCAGAGCGUUCUUGACAAUCCUCCGAAUAUUUUGAUGGAGAUCUUCGACGAGGAUAAAGUGGGUAAGGACGAGUUCCUUGGCCGCGCACGUGCUGAGCCCGUGGUUCGUGUGAACGGAAGUGAAGGCGGCGCAGCUCGUUUGGCCUGGUACACAGUUGAGAAGGAUGGCGGCUAUGCUGGAGAUAUUUUGGCUGCGUUUGAAUUAUUUUUGGACGAAGGCGCCGAACUGCCUUUCGCUCCACCAAUGCGUGGAGACUUUUACCUUGUUCCGAAUGGAGUCAGACCUGUGUUACAAAGAACCGCUCUAGAGGUCAUGUGUUGGGGGCUAAGAAACAUGAAGAAAUAUCAGCUGACAAGCGUGUCAUCCCCAAGCAUCGACUUCGAAAUUGGCGACCAGAAAAUCACCUCCACUGUCAUCAAGAAUUUGAAAAGAAAUCCAAACUUUGACCAGCCAUUGUUCUUCUUCGAUGUGUAUCUUCCAAAAGAAGAGAUUUAUUCCCCUCCUUUGCGUAUCAAAGUUCGCGACCAUCGAACAUUUGGUCGAGCACCAGUUGUUGGAACUCAUUUGGUGAAGUCUUUGGCGCCGUUCCGUCGUGAAGUACCACAAGAGGACAACAACUCCGACAUCGUUCCUUCAGGUGACCAGGUCGAUGCCGCGCCAGCCACAGCUGUGGUUGAAAUGAAAGAAGAAGCAAAGGAUCCAAAGGAAGAUGAACAAAUCGAUUGGUGGUCUAAAUUCUACGCCUCAAUUGGCGACGAGGAGAGAGCAGGAGAAUACAACGACAAGGGAUACGACAAACUCACGGUGUACCCAGGACCUCUUGAGAGAGUUGAAGAAUUUGGAGGUCUCUGCGAUUUCCUUGACACCUUCUCAUUGGUCCGUGGAAAGAAGAAGAAACGGCCUGACGAUGAUGAUGAAGAAGUGGGAGAAUUUAAGGGAACGUUCCGCGUGUAUCCAUUACCUGCAGAUCCAAAUGAACCUUUGCCACCAAAAGCCAUUAGAAACUUACCUCCGUCUGAGCCUAUUGAAUGUAUUGUGAGAGCUUACAUUAUUCGAGCCAUUGAUUUACCACCUCAAGACAACAGUGGUCUGGCUGAUCCAUACAUAAUCAUUUCUCUUGGAAAACAGAAGUUUUCAAGCCGUGAUAACUAUGUUCCAAAUAGCUUGAACCCAGUCUUCGGCAGCAUGUUCGAAUUUACUGCCAAGAUCCCAGUGGAUAAAGAUCUCUCGAUUUCUGUGAUGGAUUACGAUCUGAUCAGCUCGGAUGAUCUUAUUGGUCAAACGACAAUUGAUUUGGAAAACCGUUUCCUAACCAAACAUCGUGCCAUCUGUGGAUUACCUGAAUCUUACUGCGAAACUGGUCCUAACAAAUGGCGUGACAUGCAGCUUCCCACGGAGAUCUUGGAUUCUUAUUGUGAAAAACGAAGUUUGGGGAAACCACGAUACAAUGGCGACACGAUAGUCAGAGUCGAUCACAAGGAUUACACCUUGGAAGAGUUUGAGGAUGGGAUUAUUCUGCAUCAACAUCUGGGAGCGACACGUGAACGCUUGGCUCUGCAUGUCCUCAACUCGUUUGGUGAAAUCGUGCCAGAGCACGUCGAGACAAGACCACUUCACACAGCCAUACAACCCGACAUGGAACAGGGUAAACUACAAUUGUUUGUUGAUGUUUUCCCCAAACACAUUGGUGCGCCAAAUGAACCCGUUGAUAUUGGACCUCGAGUUGCCUCUAAGUAUGAACUUCGUGUCAUCGUCUGGAACACAUCUGAUGUUUAUUUGGAAGAAAGUAAUCUUGUUGGUGAACAAAUGAGUGACAUUUAUGUAAAAUGUUGGAUAGCUGGAAUUGAAGAUAAAUUGAAGACGGAUACCCAUUAUCGAUCUUUGAACGGUGAAGGUAACUUCAACUGGCGUAUGUUGUUCCCAUUUGAUUAUCUCGAAGCUGAGAAGAUAAUGGUGGUAAAGAAGAAGCUUCAUUUCUGGAGUUUGGAUACGACUGAAGAGAGGCUCCCACCUCGUUUGGUUAUUCAGAUUUGGGACAACGACACAUUCAAUCCUGAUGAUUUCAUAGGUUCGGUUGAGCUCCCCUUGGAUCAAUUGCCGACGCCAUUUUCAAAACCAAAGAAGAUCAAGGACAUUAACUGUCUCGAAGGCAGAAAGACAACGUCUUUGUUUGAUGUGAAGCAAACGUUUGGUUGGUGGCCCGUAUUUGGCGAAAUUGAGACGAAAGGAAAGAAAGAGCCCGCUUUGAUGGGGAAGAUUGAGCUGACGAUGGAGUUACUGAAUGAACAAGAGACCCUGGAGAAGCCAACUGCGAAUGCCAGAGACGAACCAAACGCACAUCCCACAUUGUCUGAACCAAAUCGUCCAGCCACAUCCUUCUUCUUCCUUACAUCACCCUGGAAAUCGUUCAAGUUCAUCAUUUGGAAGAACUUCAAAUGGUAUAUCAUUGGCUUUAUUCUUCUACUCCUAUUGAUUGGUAUCAUCGUUCUCUUCCUCUAUGCAAUGCCUGGUUACACCGUUAAGAAGAUAUUCAAGGUCUAAACACAGUGGCGAAGAAGCCAGAACUAAAUAAUAAAGUUCGUAGUUAGUGAGUACCCUAGAAUUGAACAAUUUUAUGCUUUCAUUUUAACAAUUGUCUACCUCAGAAUGCAUGUUCGUCUAUAUAUUUAAAGGGAGUACGCUUGUCUUCAAAGAUGGAGCGGUGCAUUCCAUAUAGUGUUUGAUUUUUUUCUUUGAUAUAGAAUUAAUAAACAUUAACGUAUUGUGAUUUAGCAAGUUAAACUUUCUGGUUAUGCAAAAUUGAAUUAAAUUAAUAAUUGAUACUCUUA